AUGACUUGUCCUCUGCGAGCUCACACGUCCGAUGUCGACGAUCUAAGCACGACGUCACCAGAACAUCUGACCAUACCUCAACCCCCGGAGCACCUCUUUGGCCUGCUCGGCAAUCUACCCGACUUGGAUCCUUCAUUCCCUUCCAAGAACAUAUGGACCCUGCAACAGCUAUACGGUCCUAUCAUGAAGUUGAAACUCGGCAGUGAGCAAGUAAUGCUCGGAGACCAACAACACAUCAACGAAAUCUGCGACGAGAAAAGAUUCCACAAGGUCCCUGCUGGCGCUCUGACGGCCAUUCGAGCACUGACAGGAGACGGCCUGUUCACAGCUUAUGAUUCUGAGAUGAACUGGUGGAUCGCCCAUCGCAUGCUUGUUCCUGCUUUUGGUCCAAUUGCUCUCCGCUCAAUGUUCGACGAUAUGUUGGAUAUCUCGUCUCAGAUGGUAUUGAAGUGGGAUCGACUGGGACCGGAACAUGAGAUUGAUUGCGCUGAUGAUUUGACACGUCUUGCCUUUGACACUAUUGGGCUUUGUGCUUUCUCGUACAGGUUCAAUGAGUUUUAUACGGAUCACGCUCAUCCUUUUGCCCAACAGAUGGCCGACGUCUUGACCGAGAGUGGUAGGCGUGUCAGCCGGCCUGGGUUCAUCAACGACUAUGUUUAUCGCAACAGCGAACAGAAACGACAAGACAAUGUCAAGAGGAUGCAUGACCUCUGUGAUCAGAUUGUAACAGAUCGGAAAAAGAAUCCGCAACCUCAGAAUAAGGACCUAUUGAACACCAUGCUGAACAGUAUCGACAGAGAGACUGGAGAGGGGCUGUCAGAUGAGAACAUCAGAUACCAAAUGGCCACCUUCCUGGUUGCUGGACAUGAAACCACUAGCUCAACCCUGUCAUUCACAUAUUACAACUUGCUGAAGAAUCCUGACACACUCCUCAAAGCACAGCGACAAGUCGACGAGGUGGUGGGAGACAACGUACUGGGAUUGCAGCAUCUUUCGAAGCUCACGUACAUCGACGCCUGUAUCAAGGAGAGUCUUCGUCUCAGCUCGCCCAUCACUCGCUGGAGUGUAUGUCCACGCAAAGACACAACCUUACAGGGUAAAUACGAAGUGAAGAAAGAUGUCCAGCUUGUGAGCAAUCUGAGAGCUCUUCAUCACGAUCCUGCCGUCUGGGGUGAUGACCAUGAUGACUUCAAACCAGAGAGGAUGCUCAGAUCGAAUUUUGAGAAACUACCUCCCAACAGCUGGAAGCCUUUCGGGAAUGGAACGAGAUCGUGUAUCGGCAGAGGCUUUGCCGAGCAAGAAAUGAUCAUCAACAUUGCGCUUGUGCUUCAGCGCUUCCAGCUGCAAUUGGCAGAUCCGACAUACGAGCUCGAACUGAAGUCAACGCUGACGAUCAAGCCUUGGAACUUCAAGAUGGAAGUUCGUCGUCGACCAGGAAAAGCACUCAUGGUUGGCAUUCCAGGAGGGGUACCUACCACUAUGGCAAUGAAACAUGAACAGCAACAUGAGCAUGUACAAGCUCAGGGCGAGUCUUCCAAAGCGCCUGUGUCAAUCUUUUUUGGAGGCAACACCGGAACAUGCGAAGCUCUCGCCGAAAAUCUGAGAACAAAGUUGACUGAUCAUGGCUUGAGUGCUUCAAUUGCAAGCCUUGACACCAUGACCGAGCACAUUCCGAAUCAGCCUGUUGUCAUCAUUGCGUCUUCAUACGAAGGACAACCGGCUGAUAACGCGAAACAAUUUAUGGCGUGGCUGGAAGGUGUUGGUGACAAAAACGCCUCCAUCUUGAAAGGUGCCGUAUAUGCAGUAUAUGGAGUGGGAAGUUCAGACUGUGCGAGCACUUUCCAUCGAAUCCCAAAACUCGUCAACGAGCUCAUGGAGAAAGCUGGAGCUGCCAAGAUUGUCGACCUUGGACUCUCCGACGUCAAGACUGAUCUAUUUGGUCCAUGGGAAGAUUGGGUAGACCAGCUUGUGAAUGCGCUGGUAAAGUCGACUGGUGCUCGAUCUGUUGCUAAGCCCGUUACCGAGGUCAUCAUUCGCGAGUCUAAACUUACCUCAUUGCUCGGCGGCAAAGACAUGAAUGUCGGAACUGUUGUGGCGAACAACCAGCUUGCAGGCACUGAAGUGGGACCUGCAAAGCGUCACAUGGAUAUUCGUCUGCCGGAUGGUAUGAGCUACACUGCAGGCGAUUACCUUGUAGUACAACCACGAAACCCGGAUGAAACAGUCCAUCGAGUCCUGUCAUACUUCGGCCUUCGGGAAAACGACGUCCUGGAAGUCAAAGGAUCCUCCAAGGCCUUCUUACCUGCUGAGCCCACCCCUAUGGAAGAGUUCCUUGCCGGUGCUGUCGAACUCAGCCAGCCCAUCACGAAGCGUCAGCUCGAAAACAUCUUAGCACACGCGACUCCUGAACAGCAAGAAGAAUACAAAGGCUUCCUCGAAGAGUCUUCCUACCAACACUUCCUUGAGAAGCGCUACAGUAUUCUCGAUAUCCUUGAAGAGACCUCAAUCGCCCUCCCAUUCAGUCUCUACGUCGACAUGCUUCCAGCUCUAACGCCUCGUCAAUAUUCCAUCGCCUCAUCCUCUCUGGACCCAGCGAAUAACCCACAACAUAAGCCACAUGCAGAUAUCGUGUCUUUGUGCUUUGAUGUCCAUACUUCGCCAGCCCUAUCAGGUCAUGGUUCUUUCUUCGGCGUUACAUCCACCUAUCUUGCUUCUCGCCGCAUCGGUGACCGUAUCUCAUGCUUUGUGCGUCCUACCAAUGUCGGGUUUCGUCUUCCUGGCAAUACUGAGACACCUAUCAUUAUGUUUGCAGCCGGCACUGGCAUCGCGCCCAUGCGAGCUUUCCUGCAAGAAAGAGCUGCUAUAGCAGCAGCUGGUUCGCGAAAACUCGGCCCAGCAAUCUUAUUCUUCGGUUGCCGUCACCCGGAGAAAGACUUUAUCUACCGCGAACAAUUAAUAGCGUGGGAAAGACAGGGUGUUGUCAAAGUCGUGUCAGCGUUUAGUAGAGGCAACACCGAUCCCAAAUAUGUUCAAGACGCGAUUUGGGAGCAUCGCGAGGAGGUAGCGAAGAUGUUUAUGGAUGGUGGAAAAAUCUACUUGUGCGGUAGUGCGGCGAGACUGGGCAAGAGUGCCGCAGAGGUUUGCAAGAAGGUUUGGUGCGAGAAGAAUGGGAAGUCGAUGGAAGAGGCGGAGGCAUGGCUCCAGAGUGUCAAGACUGAUCGGUAUAUCAGCGAUGUAUACUGA
Messenger RNA from Aureobasidium uvarum, 3243 nucleotides. The record is from the annotation of a GenBank genome assembly. NCBI's taxonomy places the organism in Eukaryota, Fungi, Ascomycota, Dothideomycetes, Dothideales, Saccotheciaceae.